ACUCUGGCCACACUGACUCGACUCGAAUUGUGCACAUUUGUUUUUAUUUUUAUUUCAUCAAAAACAGAAAUACUAAUGUCGAAAAUAUUCACGCCCACAAAUCAAAUUCGUCUCACAAAUGUGGCCAUUGUGAGACUUAAGAAGGCUGGCAAACGUUUUGAAAUUGCCUGCUAUAAGAAUAAGGUGUUAUCCUGGCGCAACAACAGCGAAAAGGAUAUCGACGAGGUUUUGCAAACACACACAGUGUUUACAAAUGUUUCCAAGGGACAAGCAGCCAAGAAGGAUGAGCUUCAAAAGGCAUUUGGAAAAUCAGAUGAAACAGAAAUUUGCAAGGAAAUCCUCAGCAAAGGGGAACUACAGGUCUCCGAGAAGGAGCGCCAGAGUGUGCUGGACACGCAAAUCAAUGGCAUAAUAAACAGUGUGGCCGCCUUGUGCGUUAAUCCUGAGACCCGUCGCCCCUAUUCCGCCACCAUUAUAGAGAAAUCGCUAAAGGAUGCCCAUUUUUCGGUGAAGAUGAACAAGAAUAUUAAACAGAAUACCCUGGAGGCCAUUAAAUUAUUGAAAGAACACCAGUUACCUAUUGAAAGAUCACGCAUGAAGUUGCGCGUCAGUUUUGCCGGCAAAGAGGGCGGCGGGAAACUAAAAGAAUCGGUUGUCAAGUUGGCAAACUCAGUGGAGCACGAAGAGUGGGAGGAAUCCACCUUGCAUUUGACUCUACUCAUCGAUCCGGGACAAUAUCGUGUCAUUGACGAAUUGGUGAGGAAUGAAACAAAGGGUAAAGGACUUCUCGAACUGCUCGAACUCAAGGAAGUUGUUGAAAAUGAGGAAAUCUUUUAGAGUUUUAAAAUGCAAUGAUUAAAUCAAGUUCUAAGGCUCUCCUUCA
Drosophila willistoni is the source of this 883-nucleotide messenger RNA. It is a transcript of the gene Sbds, whose product is annotated as ribosome maturation protein SBDS. The record is from RefSeq and is a predicted model, not a curated record. The coding region runs from base 76 to 837 and encodes 253 amino acids. The transcript is spliced from 2 exons. Gene Ontology annotation, biological process: cytosolic ribosome assembly; ribosome biogenesis. NCBI's taxonomy places the organism in Eukaryota, Metazoa, Arthropoda, Insecta, Diptera, Drosophilidae.